Messenger RNA from Clarias gariepinus (North African catfish), 2222 nucleotides. RefSeq names its product deoxyhypusine synthase (gene dhps). The record is from RefSeq and is a predicted model, not a curated record. Gene Ontology annotation, molecular function: deoxyhypusine synthase activity. Gene Ontology annotation, cellular component: cytoplasm. The transcript has 11 exons. Lineage: Eukaryota; Metazoa; Chordata; Actinopteri; Siluriformes; Clariidae. Gene Ontology annotation, biological process: peptidyl-hypusine biosynthetic process. The coding region runs from base 160 to 1239 and encodes 359 amino acids.
AGAUUCAAGACGAAGCAAAACAUGAUCUGAAGGACCUUGAUUGAUCUGAAAGCUGAUCUUCUCCAGGGUGUGGCACAGGCUGGCAGCUUUAAACAAGGCUUGUCUCAGCAGAUAUAACCCCAGCUUCAUUGCAGAGUUGCUUGCACUGUCUCAGUGAAUAUGGCAGAUCAGGUCCCCUCCAUUGCUCGAGAUGCUGUUUUGAAAGAGAGUGGCUCUCUUCCAGAAAACAUGCCGCAGAUCAGAGGUUAUGAUUUUAAUCAGGGAGUCGACCACAGAGCUCUGCUGCAGUCCUACCUCACCACAGGUUUCCAGGCUAGCAGUUUUGCCAUGGCUGUACAGGAGAUCAAUAAAAUGAUUGCCAGACGACUCGAGCCGGUGGAGGAGCAGGAACACACCUGUGACUCUCAGCAGAAAGGAUGCACCAUCUUCUUAGGCUAUACAUCCAACCUCAUCAGCUCCGGUGUCCGUGAGACCAUCCGCUACCUAGUCCAACAUAAAAUGGUGGAUGUGGUAGUGACAACAGCAGGAGGUAUUGAGGAAGAUCUUAUUAAAUGUUUGGCUCCCACCUAUCUGGGUGAGUUUAGCCUUCCAGGCAAAGAACUACGACAGAGAGCCAUCAACAGAAUUGGCAACCUGCUGGUCCCUAAUGACAACUACUGCAAGUUUGAGGACUGGCUGAUGCCCAUCCUGGACCAGAUGGUGUUGGAGCAGAAAACAGAGGGCACAAGUUGGACUCCCUCAAAAAUGAUCCACAGACUUGGCAAAGAAAUCAACAAUCAUGACUCGGUCUGUUACUGGGCUUACAAGAAUGACAUCCCUAUUUUUAGUCCUGCCCUCACAGAUGGUUCAUUGGGUGACAUGAUUUACUUCCAUUCCUAUAAGAACCCGGGACUGGUCUUGGACAUUGUGGAGGAUAUUCGGAGGGUGAAUAGUAAAGCUGUGUUUGCCAAAAGCACAGGCAUGAUCAUCCUGGGAGGAGGGCUUGUGAAGCACCACAUCGCCAAUGCUAAUCUCAUGAGAAAUGGUGCCGACUUUGCUGUUUACGUGAACACAGCACAGGAGUUUGAUGGUUCAGAUGCAGGAGCCAGACCAGAUGAGGCUGUCUCUUGGGGGAAAAUCCGCAUGGAUGCCAAACCUGUCAAAGUCUAUGCAGAGGCUUCUUUAGUCUUCCCUCUGCUGGUGGCUGAAACGUUUGCACAUCAAGCCAGCAAACUGACAGCAGAUACAAAGAGUGACUGACAAAGCCUGCUCCUUUCUUCUGCGGUGUCUUGAUUGGUUUUUCUUUGUCUUUUUUUUUUUAAAUUAAUUUAUCAUUUUUUUUAUGUUGUAUGUACAUGUUCAUCGCUGCUUUGUUAUAUUAGACCUAUUUAUGUUGUCCUUAUAUUGAAGUUUUAUUUGUACUUUUAGGUACAUUUCUGUUUCCUUUCUCAAUACCAUGUUAUACUUUUAUGAGACAGAAAAAAGUGAAAUUUAUUUAUUAAACCAAAGCCAAGGUGUGUGUGUGUGUGUGUGUGUGUGUGUGUGGAGAAAGAGGAUAAUCAUGAACUUUUUAAAUAAAGAUGAUUGUUUUGCUGGCACAGCAUGCGUUUACCUGUCUGCAGAAUUGUCUUGUUGCCCUUUUGUUCUUUUAAAUGAACAAAAGUUGCUCUCAAUCAAGUCACUUAUGCUGUAUUGCUACAUCUGUUCACUAUCGUUACAUCCCGUUUUAUGUUAAUUCACAUUUUUCCUGAACAUCGUGAAUAUGAAGUAUUGCUUUAUAUUUGCAUGACAUAUCAUAUCAACAUGUGAUUAUUAUGCCAUUUAUGCGAUAAAUAUCCAGGUUCUUAGAAAGCAUUUACGCCCCAAGCAUGUGAGAGCUAGAUUAUGAAGGGGACCUUACAGCUUUAAUUUUUUUUUACAAACACUGGACUGAGAAAAGAAUGCGCACAUAUAUUAUAGGAAUUAGGAUUUGCAGUUUACUUUAAAUGUUUGGGAAGCAUGUGGAACUGGGCUCAGUUUUGUGUGCCUUAACUAUGUGUACAGUAUGCAUACAUUGGUUAAGUAAGAGAUUGUUGUCUCUUUGUGGGUGUUAAAAUGUUAAUGUAAUCCUUUUCAAUUUAAAACUGUUACACAAAUAAAUAUGUAAAACUGGAAAAGAUCGAAAUACGCUCCAAACCCACUGGAUAAAUAGUACAUCAUCUGUAUUUCGUGCAAAUGAUUUAAAUCAUCAAUAAAACCCAUCU